Trichobilharzia szidati is the source of this 1012-nucleotide messenger RNA. The record is from the annotation of a GenBank genome assembly. NCBI's taxonomy places the organism in Eukaryota, Metazoa, Platyhelminthes, Trematoda, Strigeidida, Schistosomatidae.
UUGAAGGCGGCAUUUCGAAGUGGUUGUUUCGUUUCCGAGGUGGAAGGUUAUGAUUUGGGUUACAAAUUUCAAGAGCCUUUUGAUAGUGGCAAUAAUUCCACAUCUUUUCAACUGUGUGUCCGCCUGUCAAACGAAUCAAGCUGCUCAUAUCAGUUUGAUAAAAAAGAUCGGGGGACUUCGUUUCCCUAAUUCUAGGUUUAUUCAAUAUCUCAUGUAUAAUGUGGAUCGUGGUUGUUUUGUUUUGGAAAACCCAUACAAAAAUAUUCAACAGUCAAUUGGCUCUGGUGGCAUCAUUCUUGCCCCUAGUGUGCAUGCACGUAUUCUGAGUGCGUUAGCUACAAACACAAAGCGUAAUCCACGUGCUUUAGUUAUUGGGUCAGGCAGUGGAUACCUCACAGCAGCUCUGUCGAUUUUGACUGGUUACACUGGUGUCACUUUUUCAACUCAACCUAGCAAGCCAUUAACUGAUCUGGCUAAGAACAAUGUUAAAAAUUGGCUGAAACAUAAUAAUUUAGGUGUUAAAUUCGGUUUAGAAUUGGGAAAACAAAUAAUAUUUACAUCCGAUGGUGAUAAAACUGCUUGGUCAACAAAUGGACCGUAUGAUUUUAUUUUUGUUCGUACAAAGGAUGGUUCUGUUGUGCCUGAAUUGAAAAAACUGCUGAAACGCGAUGGUCGUCUAGUUUGUUUGCAGGGACCUGAUUGGGGAAAACAGAAAUUGUAUCUCAUACUUUAUUCGCAUUAUGGUAUCUAUCAGGAGUCAUUUUUGAUGAAUGUCGAAUAUAAUGCACCUCCUGACAAACAGCCACCAGCUGCACCUACGCCAGCGCCUCCAGCGAAGCCUAAAGAAGAAACUAAAGAUGAAUCUAAAGAAGAAACUAAAGAUGAAUCUAAAGAAACCAGUGAUGUGCCUAAAAGAGAUACUAUUUAUGUGCCUAAAGUAGAAAGUACUGAUGUAGCUGAAGAAUACAUGAUUGAUGCAUAUGCAGAAGAACCGUUUUUUGAACCUGGGUAA